This is a messenger RNA of Amphiprion ocellaris (clown anemonefish), 3776 nucleotides long. RefSeq names its product ribosomal modification protein rimK-like family member A (gene rimkla). The transcript is spliced from 5 exons. Gene Ontology annotation, biological process: protein modification process. Gene Ontology annotation, cellular component: cytoplasm. Gene Ontology annotation, molecular function: ATP binding; metal ion binding; ligase activity, forming carbon-nitrogen bonds. The record is from RefSeq and is a predicted model, not a curated record. Bases 643 to 1839 code for a protein of 398 amino acids. Lineage: Eukaryota; Metazoa; Chordata; Actinopteri; Pomacentridae.
GCGCGUGCACUUUUCAGCACCAAUACCUCGUGGAUAGCAGCCAAACGCAGCACACACAGAGUAGCAGUGUUGUGGGUUAGCUUCACUUUAUCGUGAUAAACCGAGGACUUGGCGCUCAGUGAUCACGGGAAAAAACAAAAAAACUUAACCCAGUGCCGAGGCGGAGAGCGGAAACACAGAGAGGCGCAGCUUGAGCUUUUUUUUCCCUUUUUUUUGUUCGCUCCGGCGGCAAGAGCUGCAUUGAAAGAGACAAGUUUUGGUGCGGGUGAUAUUACCGUUAUCUUCCCUUUUUUUCUGUGUCGAAUUCGCUCGGUUCAGCUGAACUGGAGGACUAAAUGGCUAGAGGCGACGGGAAAAAGAGGUGAUUAAGAAGCUCGUUCGGUCCCUCGCCGGUUCGGUCCAGACAGCGGUUGAAGCACUGCGGUCGGUCGUGUUUUUAGCCACAUCACAGCCCGCUCGCACCGCUAGCCGCCGAGCUCUUCAUUGUGUGAGCAUCUCGUGCUACUCCGCUGCCGCCCGAACCCCGGAGCCCGCGCGCUGCCCACCGCACACCUGCCGCCCCCACAGCUGCGGAUUUUUUCUUCUCUUCCCCCCUCUUUUUUGUUUGAAGAACUUUCCAAUCCAAAAAGAAAAGAAGAAAAAAUGUGUUCUCGGGUUUGGUUCGUGACCGACCGGCGCAUCCACCAGGAGUACCCACAAGUUCAGAUCCUCCGGGCGCUGAAGGAGCGCUGCGCCGACGAGGAUGUUGAAUUCCGCUCCCUGCUCAUGGAUCAAAUCGUGCUGACGAUCAGCGAGGGGCAGUUAGGUCUGCGAGUGGAGCAGGAACUGGUGACGUCUUACCCCCAGGUGGUGGUGGUGCGGGUCCCCACGCCAUGGGUCCAGUCGGAUAGUGACAUCACUGUGCUGCGCCACCUGGAAAAGAUGGGCUGUCGGCUGAUCAACCGGCCCCAGGCCAUACUCAACUGUGUCAACAAGUUCUGGACCUUUCAGGAACUAGCAGGCCAUGGGGUGCCUCUUCCUGACACCUUCUCCUACGGAGGGCACGACAACUUUCGUAAGAUGAUUGACGAGGCAGAGCCGCUCGGCUACCCAGUGGUGGUGAAGAACGCACGUGGCCACAGAGGCAAGGCUGUGUUCCUGGCACGGGACAAACACCACCUGACAGAUCUGUGCCACUUGAUCCGCCAUGAUACCCCCUACCUGUUCCAGGAGUACGUCAAGGAGUCGCAUGGCCGUGACGUGCGGGUGGUGCUGGUGGGCGGCCGUGUCAUCGGCUCCAUGCUGCGCUGCUCCACCGACGGUCGCAUGCAGAGCAACUGCUCCCUGGGUGGUGUGGGUAUGAUGUGCCCCCUUAGUGAGCAGGGCAAGCAGCUGGCCAUAGAGGUGUCCAACAUCCUCGGCAUGGACGUGUGCGGCAUUGACCUCCUGCAGCUCAACGACGGCUCCUUUGUGGUCUGCGAGGCCAACGCCAACGUUGGUUUCAUCGCCUUCGACCAGGCCUGUGGCAUGGACGUGGCUGGCAUCGUCGCCGACUACGCCCUGUCCAUGCUCCCCAGCCGCCUCACCCGCAAGAUGUCCCUGCUGUCCGUCGUGUCGAGCACCAGCGAGACCAGCAGCGAGCCCGAGGUGUGCACCGUUUCGGCCAGCGGAGGCUCGCUGCCCGAGGCCGUCUGCAACAUGAGCAUGGGUUCCACCUCCAGUGAGAGCGACCCGGAGCUGGCCGAGCCCUCCCAGUCAUCGCCCCGUCAGUCCGCAGUCCCCACUCUGCCCGGCCUCCCCGAUCCAGCCUACAACUUCAACGCCCUCCUCGCCAAUGAGAUCAAGUUAUUGACUGAGUGAGAUCCAAGCCGCUUCAUGCACACACAAACACGACAAAUGCAUAUUUAAAACCACACACGCUCACCUGUACGGAUGGCAACAAACAUUCCUUUUAAAACACAUAUCAGUCCAAAAACUAUCAAUACAUGAGAUGUUAAAAAGGAGCAGAGAAAAACAGAACACACAUACUGACACAAACACCAAAACAUGAGCCUUCUCCUACUUCAAAAAAAAAACUAAAAGAUCUGAGGCUGCUCCCCUGACUCUCCUCUCUUUGCACCUCUAUUCCCAAACUACGAAUCCCACUAUCAGGAUAGUGAGAGUGGGAUACAAUACAUGAGAUAAUUGGCUUCUAUUAGUUUCUAUUUGCUAUUCUUUGGGUGGGUGAAUCCAUACAUCUGCCACGGAGUUAUCCUCACUAUAGCAUUACUUUAAGUAGAAUCUAUGCUGUCAUAGAAGAGGGUUUUCUGCUGAGACUAUAGUCAGGUUUGGUGGAUUGGAGGGGAAAUGAAGUGUUUUAAAAGUUGUUGGGGAGAAGAAUACACCUUCAUGCUAGGCACAUCAUUCUGUCAGUCCCAGUGUAGCAACGGAACAGGAUGGGAAACCGUCCUGCAGCAACUGGAGAUGUACAAACUUAACAAGUAGCAGAUCUGUUUUAGAGUCACACCCUGGAACAUACAAAUGAAUCCAUCACUCCAUUUUUAAUUUCACAUUCCGAGAAAGUAUGCUUGAUUAGCCUUACCGGCGGCAGUAGUCUGAUGCUUUUUAAAAUUCACCAUCAGAUACCUAGCACUUUAUAAUGAACAGAUGCAUUUUUUUCUCACUCGGAUGACAUAUUUAGGAACGACGAGACAGAGUGUGAAAGCCGCGUCUACACCUGCAAGCAAAAUAUACCUCAAAACAGUGACUUUUCACUGCCAUACAAUGACAUAGAUCUUCAGUACAUAUCAGCCUGGAUCCUUGUGGUUUUCUAAUGGCCCUCGACAUGCCAGGUGUUCCUUCCCUUUAUGUCUAGGAGCUGAAACAGUUGUAUGUUAUUGUUUGUUUCUUUUUUAGAUUUUAUGUAAAUACUUAGGUAGCAUACUAGUAUCCAGCCGAUGAAACUGGAACGACUGAAAUAACUGCCAACAUGGACAUUUUCAUAAGCUAUUGUGGACAAAGUAGUUUGAGACUGAAAUUUGGUGCUAACAUUUCUGGAUUUGGUUAGUGACAUGAUUUCUCAGUCAUAAUUAUUUGUAGACUUCUAUUGUUUUCACAUCGUGUCUUUCUUUCUUUCUUUCCUUUUUGAUAAAAAAAAAGUAUCCAAACCCACUAAACAUGUUGGCAUGAUGUACAAAAAAUGGAAACUAUAUUUUUGCAGUCUUCUUGAAUAGAAUGUUACUUUUUCUUUCCUUAGAGAUGAAAGGAGAACAAAAAUCCAGGGAUUUCAGCAGCCAAGACCUUAUUGUUUACAGUUAGUGUUCCUCCUUUGAGUUCCUUCCUGCACACCUUCUGAGAUAACUAUCAUAGUUGUAGGGUAUGCUGGGGUUACUGCCAUUCAUCCAGAAUAACUUACAGCUCUGAUCAAAAGCACAAAUGUAAACCCUAAACUGUUUUGCUGUGAUGUUCGUGAUUUUAGGCCUUUUUCUUUUGAACACAACUCAGGGAAGCAGCCUGGAUCUCAGCCCUGACCCCCAAAGGCGUGACAUAUCCAUCUGAGCUGGAGACAUGUCAAAAAAAGCAAACAUAACACAUACCUACAAGCAGACAAAAAUAUACAUAAACAACAACGAAAAAAAGGUUGUAAACUACAGUAUAAGACAAUGUGGUGUAUACCAUGGUUAACAUGCACUUUUUUUCCUUGCUUGUUUUAUAUCGUUCCUUGUUUUCUUCCUAAUUUAUGGUAUUUUUAAAGAGAAAAAAAGUGGUUUGUGUGCACUAAUAUUGUCUCAAUAAAGUGAAACCGCUGUGAAGCUUGA